AUGUCAGCUCCCAUCAACCCAGAGCUGAGGAAGCAAGUCAUUGCCAUCUACAAAGAGCUCCUCUACCUCGGCCGCGAAUACCCCGCUGGCUACCAAUUCUUCCGGCCGCGCCUGCACAAGGCCUUCAUGGCUAACGCCGGCCUGCGCGACGAGGAGAAGAUCAAGGACGGCAUCAAUAGGGCGGACUUUGUAAGGAAAGAGAUCGAGACGCUGUGA
Molecule: messenger RNA, 216 nt
Organism: Diaporthe amygdali
Lineage: Eukaryota; Fungi; Ascomycota; Sordariomycetes; Diaporthales; Diaporthaceae
Exons: 3
Coding region: 1-216 (71 amino acids)
Biological process (GO): respiratory electron transport chain
Cellular component (GO): mitochondrion
Source: RefSeq, a predicted model, not a curated record